GAACUGCAUAUUUCCAUAGAGACUAGCCAUUUUAUGUAAUAUGUAGAGUUUAUCAGUCAAGAUCGGCACAGAAUAAUGUCCAAUUCUUGCAUCGGACGUUAAAAUCUUUUCAUUUAGGUCUAUUCUAUCGGAUGCAUACAUAUCUCAUGAUAUACACUUAAUCUAUACGGUCAACUGCUGAAUAAAAAUGAGUACGACGGACAGAACACAAAGUCAAAGUGGAUUAAGUAUUUUUCGCCAAUUAACUGCUGGGUCAUCAGAGCCACUGGGCACAAGCCAUAGCUCUGAAAUCGCCAAACCUACAAUUGAAGCUCUUAGGUAUCUUGAGGAUAUAGUGCCAGAAGAGGACUUCAAGUAUGUGAUGUUUGAUGACAACCUUGUCACUGUGUCCGACACUGGCAAGGAGCUGGGAGAAUUUACUGUCACUGUUGAGCCCACGCGCUACAAGGGACUGGAGUGUUUUCUUAUCCACGCCAACAGUCACGGUAGUAUAGACGGAGUUCCGUGUGGGACGUCUAUAGUUUGUCAUGUGUCCAAGUGUUUGGAAACUUUAGAACAGCAGCACCAUGAGUAUGUAAAGUUGGACAAUUGUCCAUUAGACAGAAAAACUUUUCUUGUGCGACAGAGUGAUAGCUAUACUAUGAAUAGAAUCAUUGCACAAGGGGAGGAUGUUCAGCGCUCAACAAAAUCUAUUCCAGUAGAACACAUGCGAGGUUUUAUAUCUGAAGGUUCUAACCUGCUCCUACAUCGACUGCUCAUUGAGAAAUCUAUGGAAUAUGAUUUACAAUUCAUUUCUUUUGACUCUGAAACAAACUUGUGUCCUGUAAUAUAUAAAAGGUUGGAUGAAAGAACACAGACAGUGGAAGAUGUUGAGCUGAGAGUGUAUGGGAUAGAGAGAACAAUCCACUCUAUGGUUGAUCUACCCACUACAUGGCAGUCCUACUUUAUGAAAGAUGGCCAUCUAACAAAUCGGGUUCAAAUAGGAUCACCAGUAACAAUGAAAUUAGCUAAAGUCCCGUUAAGAAUUGAAAGAGAUGAAGAAACACCAAAGCCAGUGUUUGAGAAAAAAGAGCUCAACUGGGAGGAAGACAUGCAGCUUCACUCCAGGUUUCUAGACAGGAAGGAAGAGCUCAAGGGUGACCACGCCACUUACAUGCGCCACCACCCAGAACUUCGGGCGCUACUUGCAGACUUCCUACAGUUCCUGCUCCUACGUAAACCUGAUGACAUCCUAGCCUUUGCUGCCAAUUAUUUUGCUGCUUUCUCAACUUCCAUGCCUGACCCAUCCCCAUACCUGGCUUCCAACGCACCUGUACCUUUCCCAGACAGCCACACCAAUGCAAAGAUUGAAGAGCUGAGAACUCCCAUGAGAUAAAUUUUCCAUUUUCAUUGUUAUCUCCCCUUAACUUAACAGUUUAAAAAAAAUUCCAAAAUUGUUUGAUGGUUUCCCUUGUUGACUGCUAGACAAACAUCUUCCUAUAAAUAUGGAACUAGACUUAAGAAUGCAGUUUAAGUAUUUUAUACUAUUUGUGAUUAUAUAAUAAAUAUUUAAGAAGCUUAUCAUAAAAAAAGUUAAUUAUCUGUUUACAACAAAUCAAUGCAUUGACUAACAGGUGAUACAAUAUGGUACACCAGCAUAAUAAAUUGUAGAUGUGUUGUAUAUGAGUUGUGAUGGAUGUAGAAACAUAUACAGCUAUCUGUGAUGACUUGAAGACAAUUGAAUGGCUGUUUCUCAUCCCAUUUUAUCUGUAUAAAAAAUGUAUUUAUAUAUGCAACCCUUUAUCUUAACCUCUUUUAACCUCAUAAUAUUAAGCACACACAUUAUAAUUUAGGAGCUAUUUAAUUUAUAUAUUCAUUGUAAACUUUUGUUUACUUACUCUUAUCAGUAUGGUUGUAAAUUUGUCUAUGCAUAUUCUAUAGUUGGAAUAUUUGAACAUGAAUUUCAAACCUUUUGUAAUGAUAUUAUUGCAUCAAGUACUAAUUAUGAAAAAUGACAUUUUAAAAAAGUAAGGCUUACCAGUGGAUUGGUAAUAUUACUGUUUUUACACAGGCAAGAGCUCGUAAUUUUAUAAAGUAAUUCUUAAUGUGUCGAUCAUAAUUUUAAAAAGUAAUUCUUAAUGGGUCAAUCAUAAUUUUAAAAAGUAAUUCUUAAUGUGUCAAUCAUAAUUUUAAAAGUUGGUCUUUUUGACCAGGAUAGUUUUAUAUUUUAUACCAGCUUAAUAGAGAGCAGUGAUAGUUAUGGGCUGUGCCUUUGCCGUCCAGUUAGUGGACUUUAAAAAAAAAACUAGGUUGUGAUUGUUGUGAAAGAAAAGUAUUUUUCUUAUAAAUUAUUUUAAUAGCAGUAUUUGAAAAACUGUUCCAUGACCUAUUUUAGAAUUUUUAAAUGUUAAAUUACUUCCCCUGAAUGUUGUUGAUUUUUGUUCCCCCCUAACAUUAUGCAGGCUUAUUUGUUAAAUACCUAACAUUCGAUUGGUUGGGGUACAGAAGGGGAUGCCACAUUGGGUUAAAAGAUUAACCUUGACAUUGGUAAGGGUAAAGUGUAGGGGAGGGGGUCAACAUUAGGUUAAAAG
Physella acuta is the source of this 2570-nucleotide messenger RNA. Its product is annotated as ciliogenesis-associated TTC17-interacting protein. Gene Ontology annotation, biological process: cilium organization; actin filament polymerization. Lineage: Eukaryota; Metazoa; Mollusca; Gastropoda; Physidae. The record is from RefSeq and is a predicted model, not a curated record.